Messenger RNA from Lobosporangium transversale, 1407 nucleotides. Its product is annotated as peptidase S8/S53 domain-containing protein. The annotation marks the transcript as partial. Lineage: Eukaryota; Fungi; Mortierellomycota; Mortierellomycetes; Mortierellales; Mortierellaceae. Gene Ontology annotation, molecular function: serine-type endopeptidase activity. The transcript is spliced from 6 exons. Gene Ontology annotation, biological process: protein processing. The record is from RefSeq and is a predicted model, not a curated record. Gene Ontology annotation, cellular component: Golgi membrane; trans-Golgi network.
GAAUUAAAGCAAGCAUUUGAAUUGAGGGAUCCAGGAUUCCGCUACCAAUGGCACCUGUAUAAUGCUGAGAGUAGACACGAUAUCAAUGUUACUGGAGUAUGGGAGCAAGGGAUCAAUGGCACUGGAGUGAACGUAGCGAUUAUUGAUGAUGGCCUUGAUAUGGAUAGUGAAGAUCUUGCACCAAACUUUUUCAAGGAAGGAUCUUGGGAUUUUAAUGAUCAUACCGCCCUGCCAAAGCCUCGCCUAGUUGAUGAUAAUCAUGGCACGCGUUGCGCUGGUGAAAUCGCAGCUGCAAAGAACGACCUAUGCGGCGUUGGUGUCGCAUUUGGAGCCAAAGUUGCAGGAAUCCGUAUCCUCUCUGGCCAAAUUACCGAUGCAGAAGAAGCAGCAGCGCUCAACUACCAGUUCCAGCAAAAUCAUGUGUACUCUUGUAGCUGGGGGCCGCCCGAUGAUGGACGAAGUAUGGAUGCACCUAGAGGUGUCGUGUAUGACGCAAUUGUUAACGGAAUCAAAAAUGGCCGUGGAGGGCUUGGUAGUAUUUAUGUCUUUGCGACGGGUAAUGGAGCCAGCCAGGAUGACAAUUGUAACUUUGACGGGUAUGCCAACAGCCUGUAUACAGUAAGCAUUGGAGCCAUUGAUCAUACACAAGGAUACCCUUAUUAUUCAGAGCCCUGUUCGGCACAGUUGGCAGUGACCUACAGCAAUGGAGCUGGAAAAGCCAUUUAUACUUGCGAUGUAGGUAAACGGCGUUGCUUUGAGCAUCAUGGCGGUACCAGUGCAGCCGCACCCAUUGCUGCAGGCAUGAUCGCUCUUGUGCUGUCUAUGCGCCCAGACCUCAGCUGGCGCGAUGUUCAGUACCUGCUCAUGGACACAGCAACACCAGUCUCUGUUUCCGAUCCCGAUUGGGAAAAGACUCAUGCAGGACGACUCUUCAACCACAAAUUUGGUUACGGUUCUCUAGACGCGUAUAAGCUCGUGGAGGCCGCCAAAGCCUUUCAAAGCCUUCGGCCGCAGACAUUCUUUUAUCCUCCUACUGUUAUUGUCCAAAAACCGAUACCACAAGACGGUAAAGGGAUUUCCUCCAUGAUCAAGGUCUCAAAAGCAGAGUUGAAAGCUAAAGGGGCUCAGUUGGGGAUGUUGGAGCAUGUCACAGUCACCGUGAAUAUCGAGCAUGGGCGACGGGGCGACGUAGAGGUGACCUUGACAAGCCCUCAUCAAAUCGAAUCAAGGCUAGGCACAAGGCGGCAGUUUGAUAACGCAACUACGGGAUUUGCCAACUGGACAUUCAUGACAGUGAAGCAUUGGGGAGAGGACCCUGUCGGAAACUGGAGCCUGGUAGUUCGUGACCAAAACAAUUCAGACUUUAAAGGAAAGCUAAUUGACUGGAGAAUCAAGUUAUGGGGCGAG